UACACAGAGUAUGACCUAAUUCAGUUUUUGUUAAAUGUUGAGCUGAGCAAUUUGGGUUGCCAUUGUAACCUAAUGUGCCAACUGCAUAGAUAAAAAUCUUACAAAGUUUAACUCAAGUGCUUUUCAAACUUGGCAAUUCUAAGAAGUAUGGACUUCAAUUCCCAGAAUUCCCCAGCCAGCAUUAGGGGUUGAAGUCCACACAUUUUAAAAGUUGUCAAGUUUGAAAAACGCGGAGUUGAACGCUAAUUUACACUUCAUAUGAAUUUCCAGAGAGGUAGUCUGGUGUAAAAAGGCAAGCGGGAUGGGUCCUGGUUAGAACGUGGAUGAGAAAGCAAGAAAUACUAUGAAAGUGGCAGGUCUUUAAAAAUUGAAGAAAAAAAAAUCCCAAAAGACAGCAGUGGAAAACUAUUUUCAUAUUUGCCAAGAUGGUUCUGAUUUUUUUGUAUAGCUCACAUCGGUUAUCUCUAAACUACAGUACAUUUUUGAUUGUUUGUGUUUGCUUUAUAAUUUUUUUUUCUCUUUAUGUUUUAAUUCAAAGUAUCCCAGAGCCACAAACAUGGAGUGCACAGCUGUAUAAAAUGAAUAAAUAACUCAUUAAGUCAUGAGUAGCAGAGCUGACUUGACUUGACUUUUAGCUGAAUUACUUGUUUGGAAAAGCCACCAAGAAUAUUGUAGCAUUUCAAAGAUUAAUACUAAUUAUUAUUAUUAAUACUAAUUAUUAAUAUUAAUGGACUAUAGACUACACUAUUAAAUGCCUUGACAGCCAGUAAAUAGACAGCCAUUGUUGAAAAUGGAUUGAACAAGGACAGAAUUACCUAAGAAAUUACCAUUAACAAAUCUGGUCACUUUUUAGAAUUCCCUGUAUUUAUGACUCUCUCCAAUAAUUGCCUAUUUCAAGACAAUGUUCCUUCAAACUAAAGACAUUGAGUCUGAUUCAAGAAAGUUUGUUAGUUCAAGAGUUACAAAACCUGUUCCAGUUGUCUUCCUUAUUCCUCCAAAUAGAUGAGAGAAAUGCUAAUUACACUUUGUCUUUAAAAAAAUGUAAGUGUGUUGUGUAAGUAUAUAGUAGGUAUUUGGACUUUGAAGAAGCGAGGUAGGUAUUUAUUGAAAAGUAUUGAUGCUUUUGAAUUUUGGUGUUGGAGAAGAUUCCUGAGAACACGUGGACAGCCAAGAAAACAAAUCAAUAGAUCACUGAAUAAAUCAACCCCAAGUUCUCACAUGAGGCACAAGUGACCAGGUUCAAAUUAUCCUAUUUUGGAUAUAUUAUGCAGAUAUCCAACUCACUAGAAAAGAUUCUAAUGCUAGGAAAGGAGGAAAGAAAGGACAACUAGCAGCCAGCUGGAUGGAUGGAAUUACAGUGAUGUCAAAUGCAUCAGGGAGGAAGUGAUUUCAAAUGCAUUCUGAGAGGAAGACCAGGUUAGGGGCAAAUCGUCAUGGAGAAAGUCCAUCUGUGUAGUCACUAAGAAUAAAAAAUGACUUGAUGGUACAUUAACAGUCAAUAUAUAUGCUGUCCAGGAACAGUUUGAGAUAGUUAGAACCGAUAAAUAAAUGUGUACAUGUACAGGUGUUCAUGCUUCAGAUACAAUUGCUUUUUAAUACGAGUGUAAAAUCUGUUUGUGGCAAUGGCAAUGCAAAGAGACAAGCCAUUUUGAAAAGAUUAAAAAGGAGAGUGACAUAAGCAAAAACCUUGAGGUUUUUGCCAAGCAGCUGUGCAGCUGUUACCAAUGGGAAAGGAAAACGGUGGUCAGAAAGAACUUCAGUUGAGUUUUGUCACUUACAAACACACAUUUUCAGAAGCAUCCUUGUUCCUUGAAAUGAUGCUAUGGGCUUUCCAAAUGAACUUGGCCUGGAGGCCAUUUGGGCAUCUCUUGGUCAUUGCAGUUCUCCAGCUUCUGAUAUGUGAGUAAAAUUUUCAGAACUUCUUUGGAAAAAAAGGGGGGGAACCAUUGGAAAAACAUAGGUGAAUUUCAUAAAUAAGGCAAUGGUCUUGGAAGACCUGUAAAAAUUAAGGGAAUGAAGAAAAGUGAUAGUAUGAGAGGGAAAGGAACUAUAUUUUUAUGGAAAAAAAGAUAAAUCCCAGGGAACCUCCAAAACAAUAACAAUCUUAAUAAUGCACUAUUAUUUCCCUAGGAGAAAAUAGUCUUCUAAACUAAUUUUGUGCAUGCAUCUUUAUAAUAAACCAUUUCUUUGGAUAACAGGUCACCAUUCCUUAGGUCUAUUUUCAACUCUGACACCACCACUCUAUCUGGAAAUAAAUGGUGAAAGAAAGACCCUGUUUGUAUGUUUGGUGAAUGAUUUAUCAGAGAACUCACUGGGAGUCAUUUGGUUUUCCAAUGGAAAUGGGAGUAUGUUGGACUCUUAUACUUAUGGCAUUUUGAAGGAAGAGGAUGGCUCUUUCAGCACAAUCGCACAAAUUUCCAUACCCAGCAAAGAAUUUGAAUCAUGGAAUAUUGUCAUUUGCUCGGUUGCACAAAAUAAAAACUCAAGAAUAUGGAACACUACCUAUCUACAAAUCUCUGAGGAGCAACAUAUGGAUGAUCUGUGUCUGUCUGAAAGUCAAGGAGUAGUAGAGGAACAGAUGUUGUCUACUGAAAUUCUGCAUAAUCGCACACAAGAAUUACAUAUUCUGGCCAUCAGAACUUUGCUCUUCAAGAUCCUAAUGUUUAAUGUACUGAUGACCUGCUGCAUCCUUUACAAAAGAUAAGCAAAACUGUAGUGCAUUAUUACUAUAAGAUCAAUUUUUUUUUAAAUGAAAAGAACUGCCAAUGCUAUUUUUAAAAUGUAUGAAAUGCUUCAAGGAAUCUGGAUCAGACUGCCUCAAACAGCGAUGAACUGAAAUUGGACAUCUGUUUAUCAGAUAUCCUACGAAUGUAGCACAAGGUCGAUUACAGCACGCUUGAGAUCACUUCCAAUUCUAUCAUUUUGUGAUGUCCAUUCAGAAUUCCAUGAUCAUAACAAAGUAUACAGAUAUUAACUCCCAUGUUCCAGAAACUGGAUGAAGAAGGCAAACUUUGACAAAACUUUUAAUCAGUGGGAACUCUGCAUUUGAUGGCCUCAAGACACAUCGGACUGAUUCCAUGUUGCUGCUUAAUCAUUAAUACAAUGUAAGAAUUUAAAAUGUGCUGCCUUAUUCAUUUAUUAAACCAUUUAUGAUUCAUUAAAGCAUCAUCAUCAUUUUUUUCAAGCUUGUGUGGAAGUUUGAAAAAAGAUGAGCAUGCAUUAAAGCAGUGUUUCUCAAUCUCAGCAAGUCUAAGAUGUACGGAUUUCAACUCCCAGAAUUUCCCAGCUAGCAUCCCCCUCCAUUCAGUGGGUUCCCUUAGUCCUCUGGGGCGGAGAUGGCUGCUUUGUUCAUUGAUGCUUUUUCCUCUCAAUAAAGGCUUUGAUAUCCUUGCUUGAGGUGUUUUUCUUUUCAUGAGCCAUUUUGCAGGGAGCAUCCUAAG
This is a messenger RNA of Thamnophis elegans (Western terrestrial garter snake), 3440 nucleotides long. It is a transcript of the gene PTCRA, whose product is annotated as pre T cell antigen receptor alpha. Bases 2162 to 2704 code for a protein of 180 amino acids. Lineage: Eukaryota; Metazoa; Chordata; Lepidosauria; Squamata; Natricidae. The transcript has 3 exons. The record is from RefSeq and is a predicted model, not a curated record.